GCCGCCGCUGCGCUUGUAGCGUCGUGCGUCCUAGCGGGUUGGUGCACUGCAGUGUGUGGAGUGUUGUUGUGUGUGCGUUUUCUAUCAAGCAUCGCGCGUUUCCGCUGAGAUAGCGAGCCAGAAGGACUGCAUGCUGCAUGUUGUGCGCGGCGUGAGAAUAUGGCCGUCGGUGGUCGCCAGCAGCAGCGGCCGACGCUCGUCGCCGCAUGCCUGGCGUUGUGGUGGUGCUUGGCGAUAAUACGCACGGAUAUCGUCGCUGGUGCGUCCGACUCGCGACAAGCCGAAACACAACCUGCCACCGAGUUUAGCAAACACGCCCAACUCAAGCCUAGAAUUUAUCACGGGAGAGAGAAAAGACAGAUUGCGACUACACGCGAAGAGACUGGUGAGCAUGUGCACCACAUAACGGUGGACUACGACCUCGACGACGAGAACUACAUUCUCGACCUGCGGCUCAACGAGGCGCUGCUGCCGAAGGGCUACUUCCUGCGCACGCAGGCGAAUGGCGGACACGUGAUAAACCGCCCGAAUCGGGCGGACGUUGAGAUGUGUCAUUAUCACGGCAAUGUGCGUAAUCGGCCCAACUCCUGGGCGGCGUUGUCAACCUGCAAUGACACACUGCGAGGGGUGGUCUUCGACGGCGCAGAAAUGCAUUAUGUUGAGCAUCAUGAUGGGGAACAGCGCGCGUACAAGCAUGCAGAUUAUGCACCGCUGCACAACCGUACCUGUGGUUAUUCAGGUGGUAAUCAUGAGCAUGAACAUGAUCACUCCGUGCUGGAUAAUGAACAUUUCAAUAGGAUGUUACGGUAUAAGAGAAGCACGUCGGAAACGCUGGUACGGGGACCAUACAACGCCAAUAAACAAUCGCGCUACGUGGAGCUGGUGCUGGUCGUCGACAACAGACAGUUCAAGGAGCUGGAUGAGAACGUGAAGGUCGUCGAACAACAUUGCAAGGAUAUUGCCAACACUAUCAAUGCUUUAUAUUCGCCGCUCAAUAUUUACAUAGCGCUUGUGGGUGUUGUUGUCUGGACGGAUUUCGACGAGAUCGUCUUCUCCUCCAACGGCGACAUUACCCUGACGAACUUUCUCCAUUAUCGACGCGAGAAACUCAUCAAGGAACACCCCAACGAUAAUGCUCAAUUACUCACCAAAUUUACGUUCGAAAACGGUGUCGUCGGUAAAGCACUCAAGGGCCCAAUUUGCACCUAUGAAUACUCUGGGGGUGUGAAUACGGAACAUUCGAAUGUUCUCGGCUUGGUUGCCACUACGGUGGCGCACGAGAUGGGGCAUAAUUUCGGUAUGGAGCAUGAUACCAAUGAGUGUUCUUGUGCGGAUGAGCGCUGCAUCAUGGCGCCUAGCAGCUCAACAGUGCCGCCGACGCAUUGGUCUACUUGUAGUUUGGAUUAUUUAGCGCUGGCAUUUGAACACGGCAUGGAUUACUGCCUCCGAAACAAGCCGGCGAGGCUUUUCGAUUCACCUGUGUGCGGAAAUGGUUUCGUCGAACCGGGAGAGCAGUGUGACUGCGGUCUGCCGGAACACUGUGAUAACACCUGCUGCAACGCCACCGCUUGCAUGUUGUACGCGAAUGCCAGCUGCGCCACUGGCGAGUGCUGUGAUCUUUCUACUUGCAUGCCGAAGAAUGCUGGGACAAUGUGCAGAUCGGCUGAUUAUGAAUGUGACCUGCCUGAGUAUUGCACCGGGCAGAGCGAAUACUGCCCCGAUGACAUUUACAAAAUGGACACCGAAUCCUGCGACGGCGGCAAAGCGUAUUGCUAUCACGGCUUCUGUCGCACGCGCUCCGAUCAAUGCAAACUGCUCUGGGGCAACACGGGCAAGUCCUCGGACGAGCAGUGCUACAAAAUGAACACAAAGGGCACCCGCCAUGGAAAUUGCGGCUACAAUAAACUCAAUCAAUCAUACUCACGAUGUAACGACGAGAACGUUUUGUGCGGAAUGCUGCACUGCAAACAUUUGAAUGAGCGGCUCGAAUUCGGCAUGGAGUCGGUCGCCAUAUUGUCGCACAGUUUCAUCAACCUCAAAGGUUCCAUUAUCCCGUGUCGAACGGCGAUUGUGGAUCUCGGAUUGAAUCAAGUUGAUCCCGGUCUGGCACCUGACGGCGCCAUAUGCGGGGAGGGAAAGAUGUGCGUCAAUCAAAAGUGUAUGGCGGUGGAUUCUCUGCGGACUUCGAUUGGAGGCUGUCCGAAUGAUUGCAAUGGCAACGGUGUGUGCAACAGUAUGGGACAUUGUCAUUGUAAAAAUGGUUUUGCUCCGCCUGAUUGUGAUUAUCCCGGUCCGGGAGGAUCGUCUGAUAGUGGACCAGCUGAAGAUCCUAAUAGUCACCGCGGUUUUGUGACGGCGAUGUUUAUCUUCUUCCUUGGCGUCGUGCCGACGAUAGCGCUCUUCAGUUUCGUCGUCUACUACAUGAAGCACAAUGUGGGCGGGACGCUCACCUGGAAGAAAUCGCCCGCAACGCAAAAGUCGCCGCCGAAGACGCGCAGCCCGCCGUUUUCGCCCGAAAGUCCGAAGAAGUCGGCCGAGGAUAAUCACUCGCUGCUUUCGUCCGAAAAUCCACAGGACGAGUUUUUCGGUCAGUUCAAAGGCUACACACUCACACCCAUUAAGAAAGUCCCAGCGAAGACGGAGGAUAAGCCUUUGGGGGUCGUGCGUCCGGCACCACAAGUUCCCAAAGUAGCACCGGUUAAGCCUAAUGUUAAAAAAGUUCACACUGUAAAAACUCCGCCGCCUCCAGUUGGAAACAUGGCAGCAGCGAAUGUGUCUGCAACUACUUCGGAGCCGCCUGCCUUACCACCACUUAAUCCGGGUGCUCAUCCUAGACCUAUUAUAUCUUCUCCAACGCUGCAAAAUUCAACUUGUACUGCCAAGGAACUGAUUAGUCCUUUGCGAAAUGCACCGAAGGUGCCACCUUCGGUGGCUACCAUUGAUGCUGCGGUUCCUCACAGGCAAGCUCCGGCUCCCCCACCGCAGGUAUCGCCGAAAGUUGAACAUCACCCUACGCCACAUGUUACUUUUGCGCCGUCUCCUACACAACAACAUUCACCGCCACCAGCCAAAGAGAAGAAAACUACAACUUUGAACAGAAUCGCGUCGUUUUUGAAACCUGAGAAGAAACCUCCGAAGACACCCAAAUCAUUCAUUGAAAAAGAUCUGCGCAGUGUUGAUAUUUCCGGACCGAUUCCCCAAAAUGAACGUCACACCCCCGAAAAGCCUGUUACAAGAGCUCAGAGCAUGAAAGCCACUGAACCAUUGACUAAACCAAAAUUACAAAGUUUUGGAUCGAUGCGUGAUCCUUCGAAACGACCUGUAAGUAUGGUUGGAUCUAGACCCAAGAGUCCGCCACCACCGGCCCCAAGUGUACCUAUUGCAACCAAGCAAGACAGGCCACAAAGCCCACCAGCUAAAAAUAAAAUUCAAUCACAGUACCAGAAUCAGUACGAUGAUUGUUUGACUGCUCCGCUUGCACGUAGCGAAAGCACGUCGCCAUCAAACGAUAAUAUUUACGCUGUCAUUGAGGAUUCUCCCACAUCUCCGGCUUCUUUGAAAUCUCCUCAGUCGCCACCAUCAAAAAACACAAGCCAUUCGACGAGCAAUGAAAGUUUUGGUUUGCUGGGCGAAAUUGUCAAUGAAAUACAAAAUAGAAACUUUGAUUCUAUUUAUUCUACGUCUACUUUGGCUCGCAAAAAGAAGGAAAAGGAGAGGGCACUCGCCGAAGCUAACAAAGAGAGUGGUCCAGUGUAUGAGAACACACAAAGCGUUAGCGAUGAAACUGAAAGCGUGGGUACAGCUGAGGGUGAGUACAGCAAUAUGAAUCGUGGAUAUGAGAAUUCUGCAAGUAGCACUUCAAGUGGAUACAUCCACCCGUCAGCAGUAAAUAGACCCAAAUAUGAAAACCCAAUAGUCACACCAAAAGCUCCAACGGCGACUGUAGAAGCUAAACCUUUGUCGACAUUCAAGAAACCCUCAACAACUACUAUAACUCCGGUUAGAGAUGCACCCAAAACAUCGACUGCACAAGCUACUCCUACUCCCAUUGUUAAGACAACACCUACUCAAGUCACCCGACAGAUUACGCCUACGAAUCUAAAAACUCGCAAGGCGUCACCCACACGACCCAAAAACACGCCCACAGCGACAUCUACACCCUCAACAGUUGCAUCCAAACCACAAACAAGUGUUAAGCCAAAUGUGGCCGUGACAAAACCAGCGACUUCAACGAAACCGGUGAUUUCCGGUCCAAAGGGUUUAAAAACCACGUCGAACAGCCCCGAUUUGGUCAGUUGUUCAACGCCUCCAAAGAGCGCCACUCAAAAGGCACCACCCGAUGUGCUCAACAACAGCAACGCCGCUAAGAAGCCUUUACAAACAAAGAAAGCCAACGCUAAAAACACGCCUUUGGUAGCUACCACGAAUGGAGGCGCGACGAACGUCGCCAACGGUGCGGUAAGCUCCGCUUCCGCAGCGAAAGGUAAAGUCUUUCCCAUUAAGAAUUCGAACGUCGCGUCGUUACAACAGAAAUUCGAGAACAAGACGUAGCAGCACACUGCGCGACUAGAGUUACUUGAACGUAAUACAUGUGAUAUAUGAUUAAUUAUCGAUUAAUUUAAUUGCAAUUAGUAUUAUUUACGUUUUGCGUUUGUUAUUAUCGGCAGGCAGCUUUGUGUUCAUUUUCAUUUCUAUAUCAUUCAUAUCAUCAUCAAAGUCAUACGCAAUUUUCCCGCGGUCGCUCGAGUUAUAUACCAAAGAUGCUUGUUAUACAAAAUAUAAAAUACAAACACUUUUCUUUCAGUACGUACGAACGAACGAAAAUGAUUCUUUGACAGUUGACGUAAAAUUGUAAAUGUUGACUUUCUUUGAUUGUGUACAUACAUUUUUUUAAGAUAUUUUAUGACUACAUAAAAGUUCUGUAUAAUAUAUAUUUAAAUCGA
Molecule: messenger RNA, 4943 nt
Organism: Dalotia coriaria
Lineage: Eukaryota; Metazoa; Arthropoda; Insecta; Coleoptera; Staphylinidae
Product: disintegrin and metalloproteinase domain-containing protein 12-like
Exons: 8
Coding region: 160-4551 (1463 amino acids)
Biological process (GO): membrane protein ectodomain proteolysis
Molecular function (GO): metalloendopeptidase activity
Source: RefSeq, a predicted model, not a curated record